UCAUGUCGAUGAGGCUUUGGACAGACACAACCUGCCGCUGAUUCACUGUCGGGACAUUUUUUUGUGUGUGAACGGCAUCGUGUCCGUAUAAUGUUGCAGCUGAGGACGCGCAGCUGAAUGCGAAUACUGUGGAUCAGCCGGUAUUUAGAGGAAGGUGAACGCACCUUGCAUCCAGCCAUGGGAGGUCAGAUCACCAGGAAUACCUUCUACGAUUCUCUGAACGGGCCAUUUCCCGCCACAACGCACAGAUGCCAUCACAAACCCAAGCGCUGCCUGCCCAUCCAGCCGUGUGGAAGUCUGUCCUCCUUCCCUCUGCUCUUCCACCCCAGCACCAAGGGCUCGCAGAUUGUCAUGGACAUGACCCAGCGCACUGUCAAGAGACAGGCCAGCUUCUGUAACGCCAUCACCUUCAGCAACAGACCUACCGCUGUGUAUGAGCAAGUUCGACUGAAGAUCACCAAAAAGCAGUGCUGCUGGAGCGGUGCUCUGCGUCUUGGCUUUACAUCCAAAGACCCAUCGAGGAUAAAUCCAGACACUUUGCCGAAGUACGCCUGCCCCGACCUGGUCUCCCAGAGCGGCUUCUGGGCAAAAGCCCUGCCAGAGGAGCUCUCCAAUGAGGGAAACGUCAUCUCCUUCUGGGUGGACAAGAAGGGCCGGGUAUUUUACAGAAUCAACGACUCCAGUCCAAUACUGUUCUUCAGCGGGGUACAUGUCUCAGAACCUCUCUGGGCACUCAUAGAUGUCUACGGCCUCACCAGGGGGGUCCAGCUGCUAGACAGCGAGAUGGUCCCCCUGGAUUGCAUGCGUCCUCGUUCUUUUGCUGCAGCCCACCGGACCUCCAUUCGGCGAAACGGCGAUGACCCUCGCCUUUCCAUCAGCUUGUGUGACCUGAGCCUGCAGCAGCAGGAGACACAUCUGGAGGAAGAUGAUGAGGAAGAAGAACGGCUACAACGCUUGAGCUCCGCCUCCUGCCAUGUGCCCCAAAACUCUCAAAACUCGCAGCAGUGCUCACUGCUACCCAGCCACAUGGACACUGAUCUGCACUUCCACUCAGUGCAUGGCGUCCAUGUUACCGUGCUGGAUAAGCACACGGUGGCGCGACUGGAUCACCGCAGUGACGAGAGGACCCUGGUGUUCACUAGCCGUCCGAUGCGCUGCUCAGAGACUGUGUUUGUGAAGGUGAAGGCAGGUGUCACACGGCCUGGGUCUCUAUCUUACGGUGUGACAUCAUGUGACCCAGCCACCCUGAGGCAAAGCGACCUCCCAUCAAACCCAGAGUCCCUGGUUGACCGCAAGGAAUUCUGGGCCGUGUGUCGUGUGGCAGUGCCGCUCCACAGUGGCGAUAUCUUGGGCUUUGUUGUGAACGCUGAAGGGGAGGUCAUGAUGAGCCAUAACGGCGUCAGUGCAGGGAUGCAGCUGUGUGUCGAUAACUCCAGACCACUCUGGAUGUUCUACGGUCUGCACGGCACCAUCACACAACUCAGGAUUUUAGGCUCAUCUCCACAUCCGGACCUUCGAGGCCCGUCGGUCCCCAGUUCCCCAUCCUGUACACCCAACACCCCCACGAUGCUUGGCAGCGGCAACUCCGAGCCCAACCUCAACACACAAUUGAACAUCAAACUCAAUUCAAGCCUCAAUGCCAGCUACUACACAGUCUUUUCCUCGUCUACAGGUACAACCCCCAGCUCUCCAUUCUCCAGCCACCCAGAGUCCCCUACCUUCCCGUCCUGCUCGGGCUCGUGGAGCGACGAAUGCACCAUUUGCUACGAGAACGUGGUGGACACCGUCCUCUACGCCUGCGGACACAUGUGUCUCUGCUACACCUGUGGCCUCAAACUCAAGAAGAUGGCCAAUGCAUGCUGUCCCAUCUGCAGGCGGACAAUCAAAGAUAUCAUCAAGACCUACCGGAGCACGUAGGCUUGUGCAAGACCAUGUGUCGCAUCGUCAGGUUUAGCUCAAGAGGUUUGUCGAAGCCAUGUAAGACUUUGUAAGGACAGAUGCAGCACAAGCGUAAGCCCCACUUGUUUGCGUGUGCAAUCUGGCUCAGGUACUCUACAGCAGGACUCCACCAAACUCCAUUUUUAAAAUAUUUUAUCUGUCUAAUGCACAUCCUUUGAAAGCUCACAGUUCCUACCUGUGACAUCUCAGUAAGGACCCAGCAAUGAGAUUCAUCGUCGGUGAGAUCAACGGAAACAAAAUAUGUGCUACUGUAGGAACUCCAGAUAGGACAAUGAACUACUAAUGUCCAGUGAAUCGUGAUUUGUGUGAUUUGUUGAAGAGAGAGAGUAAUCUGAAGAGGCAUCUGUCCUACUUCCUGCAGAGUAACCGUUCAUUCUGCUGGUGAUAGCAUCGCUGCAAGCUAGUUUUUAAAGAAGUAGAAUUGUCCAGAGCGGCGGAAGAAGCAAGGAGAAUAAAUGUGGUUUCACCAGCUGCUCCUCCACUGCUUGUCAGAGUUUAUUGGGUCAAAAAGUGUUGUUUUAGAGUAAGAAUCAAUUCUCGACUAAAUCUGAGCAGAAAAAUCAACAAUUUGACAUUUCCUGAAUACAUUCAGAGGCCAGUGAGGAAUGAGUAAAAAAGGUUUCUGGUGGUUGAAACUUAGCAGUAAGUCUAAAAUAAGCCAUUUUUUGAAUGCAAAGAAAAUACUCCUGCAACAGAUCACAAUGAAUGUCUAAGCCUUAAGGGUAAAGAAGAAUACAUAAAUUAAAUGUUUUGUCAGGUAUCUCACCACCUGCUGUGCUUCUGUGAAUUUCAGGCAGGGCGAGAUUGUGCGAAGGGUGAAAAACUGUGAAUGUUGUCACCAUAGAAGGUCAAGCUCGCGGUGAAUGAGGAUGUAAAUCAGUGACGAGGGAGCGAGGGAGGAGGGAGGAGAGAGGAUGUUGUAUGUUUGGGGUGAAGACAGGGGAGGAAGGGCCAUCUUUUGCUAUGUGUCUGCACAUCGUUUCAGUGCAAAGAAAGCGAUCGCUCACUCAGGCACACCCCAUACAUCAGAGGUUUGUAUGAAAGCUUGUAAAAUGUGGGACUUGCAUGAGUUGCAUGUCCUACUUCCUGGCGGCCUCAGCAAGCCAGCUGGAUGUUGUGAUUUGACAAAAGUCAUCCAAAUAAACAUUGGUGGGCAGUGAUGUAUUUUUAAAAUGCUGAACAAGCACAUAAGGAUGACGAACCAACCUCUUCAUCAUUGCAAGAAACCCAUGAAAUCACACUAUAAAGUUACAGAUGGCUUUGCUUACUUCAGGUUACACACUUCUCUUUCAUAUGUACAUUCAAUCAAAAACAAAUAUUAGCUUUCAGCGAUGACGUAUUUCUGCACACCGUGCACACGAGUGCAGUCAGUGACAAGGCUGAAGCUUGUUAUUGUGGGACAUUUUGACACUUUCAAUUGCAUAUCAGUUUGUGAGUGCUGCUCUCUCGUCUGUAAGAGCAAACUCCAAGGACAUUUUCACUCGACUAAUGUAAUGCAUUAUGUACCGCUUUGAAAUGUUAAGAAUUACAAGCUAUUUCCAGUCGUUAUUUUGGUCUCACUGAAACAUUGCUCUAAUUUGUAAAGUGGUAAUUUGAUUUGUUUUUCAAGGUGUUGAAGCUUUAUUUCGUGCAACUGUGGAGGGAAAAUUAGCAGUUAUGUUGUGUAACUUCUGAGUCACAGUUUAAGUUUUCUUGUGUGCCUUUUAAAAAGAGAAGUCUGGACACACUUUUGGUGUGUUAGGCUCCUCACUGUGAAAACCAGGACAUUCACAUUCAUCUUAAAGUCACUAUUACGUGGUUGUGAUGUCUCUGAUGUGAGCAGGUUUCACCACACAACCUACAAUACAAACAUUUCAGUGUGUGAAUAUAUUCACUGCUACAGAUGAAAUGUUGCAACCUUGCCUUGUCCCCUCUGUCACUGCAUUGCAUAAUACUGGAAUUUUGUUGCGCUUGAGAGAUGCUCAGCCUUUUACAUUUCUACCUGUUUUUGUGUUACUUCCUGACCAAAUAUGACCUAGCAGAAAUAAAACAUUUGUGAAACAUUUUUGAUAGAAAAAUGCUAUUGAUGAGUGUAAUAUUAACUGUACAAUAUGGGGUUUAUUUAUUUUGUCAAUGCUACUAUAAAAGAAGUAUCAGUUUGUUUUUCAUGUAUGGCUAUAGUGUCCAAAAAGUAAAAAUAUUGUUUAUUUUAUUGUUAACCUUAUUAUUUUAUUGUUAACCUUAUUCCCCUGAAAGGAUCUUUGGAUCCGUCAGUUGCUUUUCACUUAAAGGACUAGUUUUGGGACUAGACAUUUUGGGAAAUACGCUUAUUAACUUUCUAAUGGAGAGCUAGAUGAGACUGCAGGAAAAUACAUCUAAGUACAUUUUACUCAAGUAAUUUUGAGGUACUUGUACUUCUUCCAGAUUAUACUACUUUUUAAUUCUACUCCACGAGAUAAAUAUUGUAUUCUUUACUUUUAACUUGCACACAAAUGCAAAAGUAAUAAUUAUUGCAAUAUUGUACAGUAUGUAAUGCUAUAACUCUGACGGGAGUACUUUUACUUUUAAUACUUCAAGUGCAUUUGACAUUAUGGUAUUAGUGUAUUUCUUUUAAGUGGCUAUAAUCAAUAUAUCAAAUUACAACGUGAGAGCAAUGUGACAAUGUGGAAGGGGUCGCUAAAUACCACCCGAAACUUCAGCCCCGCUUCUCGCACACACACACACGCACACACAUACACCGCUUGUCAACAAAGUGGAGCAUUUAGCAGCUAAAGAUAUUUCCCUCAGGAGUUGCUGGAGACCAAAAUCAGUUUAAAUAUGAAGCCAGCAGCAGCAAAGUCAUAUCAAUCUUUGUAUCCAACUUUUCACCAGAAAGCCAAUAAGCACAUUUCCCAAGAUGUCGAAUAUUUGGUUAAAUGCCAUAUACUAAAUGAUGCUAUUAAAAAAGGGAAUAAAAUGUGUUAAGUUGGCAUUGGUUACCUAUUAGUUGGUAAAAUGAUGUUUGACCUACUUGUGCAUAUUUAAAUACUAUCUUGAAUCUGUGUUGUAGUUAAGCAGGCGUAAGUAGUUCCCAUAUGAUCAUAAUUAUGAAAGCCUGUUUUUUUUUCAAAUGUGACCAAAUAUUUGCAGCCCAAACCAAACGAAACCAGAAAGUCAGUGAAGUGGGCAUUGUGCAUUGUGGACAAGAAAAUCAGCUCAUACCUUUUGGUUUCCUUGGCUUGGGAUUUCUAGUCGUUAAAAAAAAACAUUCUUUAAAAAGGUGGUUUAAUUAUGUUUGUUAAAUAAAGUUUAAGUCUGAA
Messenger RNA from Cottoperca gobio, 5237 nucleotides. It is a transcript of the gene neurl1ab, whose product is annotated as neuralized E3 ubiquitin protein ligase 1Ab. The record is from RefSeq and is a predicted model, not a curated record. Gene Ontology annotation, biological process: negative regulation of Notch signaling pathway. Lineage: Eukaryota; Metazoa; Chordata; Actinopteri; Perciformes; Bovichtidae. Bases 118 to 1917 code for a protein of 599 amino acids. Gene Ontology annotation, molecular function: ubiquitin protein ligase activity. The transcript has 6 exons. Gene Ontology annotation, cellular component: plasma membrane; postsynaptic density.